UGCUGUUUAAAUAAUCAAACAUAAAACAUUAUCGGCAUUGCAUUAUAACCACUAUUAUAUUAUAUAUAUUACAAAUAUAUUUUUUGCGACAAAUUACACAAUUUAUUUAGCUGUUAACUCAAGAAAUGGCUGUGAAGAUACCAUAUACACGUGUGUCGUUGCAGAGCAAGACAAAGAUGUUAAAAAGCAAUAAUCAGCAACAAUGUACGAAAGGAAAAAAUAAAAAGACUCUCGUUAUUGCACAAGAAAUUAAGUUUGCACGGCUAUUGGCUGAUAAUGACAAGAGGAUACGGGACAAAGUAUUAAAAAGUUUGAAAAAAUGGUUGACAGUGCGCUCUCAAAGCUCGUUUGCAUUUACAGAGAUGGAUUUUAUGAGUUUAUGGAAAGGCCUGUUCUACUGCAUGUGGAUGUCUGACAAAAUGUUGAUUCAAGAAGAACUGGCAGAAUCUCUUAGUAAAAUAGUGCAUUGUCUUAAUUCCAAAGAUAAUAUUAUACUUUAUACAACUUGUGCUCUAAAAACUCUUGCCACAGAAUGGUUUGGCAUAGAUCAGUACAGAUUGGACAAAUUUUCUAUGUUGGUUAGAAGAAUACUGCGCCAAACAUUUGUAGUAUGCAAGGAUAAAGCAUGGGAUAUGCAAUGGAUAAAAGAAAUAUCCCAAAUAUUUGAAAAACUCUUUUUAUGCCCAAAGACCAACUUGGGUUUUAGUCUACAUGUAACAGAGAUAUAUUUAGAAGAGCUUGCUAAGAACAGCAAUGAAAAUUUGUCUGAAGAGGCUGUGAGUGAAUUUAUUAGACCGUUUGUUGUUUAUUUAAUAACAACUAAAGAUGAACGUCAAAUGAAACAUAUCAUGAAGCAUAUUUUUAGAUACCUUAUAUUUCAAUCAGAUAUAGGUAUCGAAUACAUGGAAAAAUUUGCAGCCUGGAGACAAGCUGGUUUUCCUUGCACACAUUUGGAUGAUAUGAAAAAGUUAGAAUUAUCAGACAUGGAAGAUAAUUCUGAAAAUAAGGAUGAAGAAUUUUCUAAAACUGAGCUACUAAUGGAUAAAGUUGAAAAUCCUUUAGAUCCACGAGCAGGUAGAGUUGAUGUGGAAUUGCCACAAAUUUCAUUUAAUCCUGCACAGAUUGUUCAGUUACUCUCAAGUUAUAAAUUUCAUCCAUCUUCAACGACAAAGUCACGGAGACAACUUUCAAGAAUUCUGCAAGAGUUCAAAGAAUUGUCAGAAGGAAAGAUGCCUCUUGGGACAAAAAAAGUUAGAAACCCCAUUUGGCAGAAAAAGGAUACAGAUUCAAAGAAGGCUGCUCUUCGCCUUAUUCAGUUUGAGAAGGACCUAUACAGUGACAACAUAAACAAUAAAAGAAAAAGAAAUAAGCGAAUAAUCGAACUUGAUACAGAUACAGUUUUAGAUAUAGGUCCUCCUAAGAAACAGAAAAAAAAUAAUUUAACACAUGAUGAAGUUGACUGUAAAUCUGAAUUUAGUGAAAACAAAACAAAAUUAGAAGCAAAGAGCUUAUCAAAAAAAAAUAAAACAACUAAAAAAGUAAAAUUAAAUUGUGUAAACGAUAUGCAAUCAUCAGAUACAAAUGUCGAUUAUAAAAUGAAAUCGAGCGUAGGUGGAUCAAAGAAAAGUAAAACAGCUAAAAAAAUAAAAUUAAAUUGUGUAAACGAUAUGCAAUCAUCAGAUACAAAUGUCGAUUAUAAAAUGAAAACGACCGUACGUGGAGAGUGGCCGAUAUCAGAACAUGUAAAUCAAUGUAUUUUGCCUGCGUCAGUUUCUCAAAGCAACAUUUCGACCAAGAAAACUGCCAAAAAACGCGUAAUUGAGAAGACUGUAUCGGAAAAAAAUAUUGCACGGAAUAAUCAAGUGGUGGCUCUGAGAAAUAAAUCACACACAUCGAAUCAAAUGAAAGGGCAAACUGACUUAAAUAAUUCUACGGAAUCGAGAAAGAAGGUGAAAAUCGUGCUGCAUCGAAAUACUGCGCAACUUACAUCAGAAUAUAUUCAACAGGUUCGUAGAAGUCCGACUAUUCCUUUUGACGCAAAUAAGAAACCGUUAGUUAGUGUGUUAAAAGCGAGUCCUAUACCAAGUCCAGUUAACCCCUUUUACAAAAAGGGUUAAUGCUAAUUAUAUUAAAAUUAGCUUUUGAAAAUGUGUACAUAAGACAUUGCUUUUUGUUGUAAUAAUAAUAAUAAUAAAACUAUCAAUGAAA
Harpegnathos saltator (Jerdon's jumping ant) is the source of this 2208-nucleotide messenger RNA. It is a transcript of the gene Nnp-1, whose product is annotated as Ribosomal RNA processing protein 1 homolog Nnp-1. The record is from RefSeq and is a predicted model, not a curated record. Gene Ontology annotation, cellular component: nucleus; preribosome, small subunit precursor. The transcript has 7 exons. The coding region runs from base 126 to 2117 and encodes 663 amino acids. Gene Ontology annotation, biological process: rRNA processing. NCBI's taxonomy places the organism in Eukaryota, Metazoa, Arthropoda, Insecta, Hymenoptera, Formicidae.